Messenger RNA from Yarrowia lipolytica CLIB122, 783 nucleotides. RefSeq lists its product as uncharacterized. The record is from RefSeq and is a predicted model, not a curated record. Gene Ontology annotation, cellular component: nucleus. Gene Ontology annotation, biological process: tRNA splicing, via endonucleolytic cleavage and ligation. NCBI's taxonomy places the organism in Eukaryota, Fungi, Ascomycota, Dipodascomycetes, Dipodascales. Gene Ontology annotation, molecular function: RNA ligase (ATP) activity; ATP binding.
AUGCCCAAAUACGUUAUCGUGCCUGUGGCGUCGGUGGGAUGCGGCAAGAGCACCGUUGGUAAGACUCUGGCGUCUGUGUGUGGCUUUGGACAGGUCCAAAACGACGACAUCACCGGCACAAAUCGACGUCCAAAGUUUCUCCAGGCCAUUCUGGAGCAGCUGGAAAGCCACCAGGUGGUCUAUGCCGAUCGAAACAACUCGUCGGUCAAGGAGCGCAAGGAGCUUGUAGACGGGUUGAGGAAGGAGCUGGGCAACGAGGUGGAUAUGGUCGGUCUGCAGUUUGUGCACAAUCAACAGACGAUUCCAGCGCUCAAGAAGAUCACACAGGAGCGGGUGUUUGCCCGUAAAGACCAUCAAACCGUCUCCACCGCAACCCUGGCGCCCCAGAAGAUUUACAUGAUUAUGGGAGGGUUUAUUAAACGACUCGAGCCAUUCACAGACGCGGAAAAGAAGGAAUACAAACUUAUAGUGGACCUGCCGGUGGAGAAGGAUAACACGGCUGACAACGUGCUCAGGCUGUUGGAGAAGAUUAAGGAUAACUCAGCCACCGCUCCCAUGCUUGAAGACCCCAAGUACACUGAUCAGGAGGUCCGAGACACAGUCCAGAACCUCAUUGUCAGUGAAACCAAGUCUGAAGAGGUGCUCCAGAAGGAAAAGGAGGAGAGAGAAAAGAACAGAAAGCGCAAGCCUGCCGAUAAAAGCAAAGGACCCCGGAAGAAACAGCCAAAGUUGACUUUCAACAAGGGUGCCAAGAAGGACUUAGAUAAGAGCUCCGGCGCUUAG